GAAAAAAAGAGCAGCAGGGUCACUGUGUAUCAUUUCCCAGAAGGAGAGACCAAGGCACAGGGUAAUGCCCAGACCAGGCAGGGAGGAGCAACAAGCCAGGCUGCACAAGAUCCGGUGUCACCCCUACCGCUCAGAGAACAAGCCGAUCUAUGGAGGUGCCCAUGGAAGAGCCCACGCUCACUCCCCGCAGCUCCGUGGUGAAGCACAAUGCCUGCAAGGCCAUGCUCCUCGUGCUCACCCUACUUUUCUUUCUCCUCUGUCUCCUGGGCAGCUGGGCGCUGCUGAGGGUGACGCUGGGGCGCUCUGAUACCCGCUUUCGGAUAUCCGUGGAGUACAGUGGACAGGGCACACAGGACACUGCUGCUCUGGACUCCAUCUACACGUCCAACUGCACUACAGGGUCUCCGGGCUUGCAGAUAACACUACAGGGGAAGUACACCUGCCGGGAUGGGACGGCAGUCAGACUGGACCGCGUGUGCGACUUUCAGAGAGACUGUGCGGCGGGAGAAGAUGAGGGGCUGAUGUGUCGCGACUUCCUUCUCGGUAGCUACUGCUCCUUUGAAGAGGGGGAUUGUGGGUGGCAGACUUUGACAUCAGCCUCUAAUGGAACGGCCUGGGGGGUCCAAGAGGGUCAACAAGAAGACCGCCAAGAGGGAAAGGACAGCUGUCCAUUCACAGGAAGAGCACUGGUUCUGGACAGCAGUGAGUUUGGGAGCGACGAGCCCAGCAUGAUGAGGAGCCCCUUGUUCCCACCCCCACUAAAAAACUCUCCCUGUCAGGUUUGGUUCUCUGUGUGUGCUGGAGGCUCCCUACAGGGGGAACUGUCACUUUGGCUGGUGGAGAACAGCACCAGGGAAGAGGAAAGUCGCAGGCUUUGGGGGUUUGAUAACAGCAGUGGGGCGGAGGGCUGGAGCAGACUGGCCAUUCCUGUGCACGGAGUAUCUGACAGGUUUUGGCUGCAGUUCACUGGGAGUGGAGAACAUGGAUCCUUUAUUGCUAUUGAUAACCUCUCACUCAGCUUAGACUGCUUCCUGGCAUCCAAUGGAGACCUCCCACCCAAGAUCACACUGCUCAGUACCAGCAUGAGGAACUUGGAAUCCACCAAUCAGAACAGCACAACAGCUGCCCCAGCCAAUGAGCACUCAGAAGGAGAAGGACUAGAUGUCACAGAGUUCCCAGAUUUUCAAGAAGAUACAUCCUGGAGCUUUGGCACUUGUGGAGCGACUGGGCCAGUGGGCCCCACCACAACACAGUGCAGCAACUCAUACGGGGGCACACACAUCAACGUGUCUGUGGGCACAGAAGGGCCGCUGCGGGGCGUGCAGAUGUGGAGAGUACCUGCCACCGAUACCUACAGGAUCAUGAGCUAUGGUGCUGCUGGAGGCAGGAGUGUGCUGAUCCCUGAUCGAUCGUUUGGCUUCUUUCUGGAGGCCCAUUUCUUCCUGCAGAAGGAUGAGCUGCUCUACAUCCUGGUGGGGCAGCAAGGGGAAGAUGCCUGCCCAAACUCGGACGCUGUCAUCAACAGAGUGUGUCUGGGAGAGACGAGCGUGAUUGACAACGAGACCCAAUCAAAGAAGUUGGUGGAGGAGUGGGCGGGAGGAGGAGGAGGAGGGGGUGGAGCUACCUUUAUAUUCAAGAUGAAGGACGAGGUGCCAGUGCCUCUCCUCAUCGCAGGUGGAGGGGGUGGCAGAGGCUACAGUGGCAAGGCCGAGAAUCACAGGGAGAGUCUGGAGAAUGACACCACUGUCCAAGGGGUCAACGGCGACUCUGGGGCAGCAGGAGGCGGUGGCGGCUGGGAUGACAAGAUGCCCGUGUCCUCGGGGGGGCUGCCCAUGCUGAGGGGGGCUCUGGGGGGGCAGUCCUGUCCGCAUGCCCUCCGGAAGUGGCAGCUGAGAGGUGGCUUCGGAGGGGGUGGUGGGGGCUGCUCCUCUGGUGGGGGAGGAGGUGGCUACAUCGGUGGUAGCACAGCUCAGGAUGAUGACCCUGAUCGGGAUGGAGAAGACGGUGUUUCCUUUAUCAGCCCUGAGGGUGAUUUGUACUUGCCACCAUUAAAAGUGAUGGAGAGCCACGGCGAGGUGAGAAUCGAGCUGGCUCUGGACUGCAGUCACUGCCAGACAAGGGAGUGCCACCUGAGAGGAGAGCCGGCGGAGCCGCAGUGUUACUGUGAGGCCGGAUUCACACUGGCACCGGACCAGGUCUCCUGCAUUGACAGUGACGAUGUCAAAGGCACUGUAAACCAGGAAAUGUCUCGUCUGCCCAUGCCCCUGGUCUUGUCAGUGGUGAUGUCAGCUAUCAUUGCAGCUCUGCUGCUCGCCAUUUCAGGCAUUAUGUUUGUGUACCGGCGGAAACACCCCGAGCUGCAGUCCAUUCAGCUGGAGCUGCAGAGCCCAGAGUGCAAGCUGAGCAAGCUUCGCACCUCCACCAUCAUGACAGACUACAACCCCAACUACUGCUUCGCCGGCAAGACCACCUCCGUCAAUGACCUGAAAGAGGUGUCGCGCAGGAACAUCUCACUCAUGAGGGGGCUUGGCCAUGGAGCCUUUGGAGAGGUGUACGAGGGUCAGGUGUUCGGGAUCCCUGGAGAGCCCAGCCCGAUGCAGGUCGCCGUCAAGACUCUCCCGGAGGUCUGCUCCGAGCAGGAUGAGCUGGACUUUCUGAUGGAGGCUCUCAUUAUUAGUAAGUUCAACCACCAGAAUAUCGUGCGCUGCAUCGGGGUGAGUCUGCAGGCCCUCCCGCGCUUCAUACUGCUCGAACUCAUGGCUGGCGGAGACCUGAAGUCCUUCCUGCGGGAGACGCGUCCACGACUGAGCCUGCCCUCCAGCCUAUCAAUGGUAGACCUACUAAGCGUGGCCCGAGAUAUUGCCCAGGGCUGCCAGUACCUGGAGGAAAAUCACUUCAUCCACAGAGACAUAGCUGCCAGAAAUUGUCUCCUUACCUGCAAGGGUGCUGGAAGAGUUGCUAAAAUUGGAGAUUUUGGGAUGGCCAGGGAUAUCUACAGGUCCUGCUACUACAGAAAAGGGGGUUGCGCCAUGCUGCCAGUGAAGUGGAUGCCCCCUGAGGCAUUCAUGGAGGGCAUUUUCACGUCCAAAACAGACACCUGGUCGUUUGGGGUGCUGCUCUGGGAGAUCUUCUCUUUGGGGUACAUGCCCUACCCCAGCCGCAGCAAUCAGGAGGUGCUGGAGUUCGUGACCAGUGGGGGCAGGAUGGACCCUCCUAAGAACUGUCCCGGGCCCGUGUACAGGAUAAUGACGCAGACCUGGCAGCACCAGCCUGAGGAUAGACCCAACUUCUCCACCAUCCUGGAGCGAGUCGACUACUGUCUGCAGGACCCAGACGUUGUGAAUACCCCUCUCCCUGUGGAGUAUGGCCCCGCCCUUGAGGAAGAGGAGGCGGUGCCCAUGAGGCCUAAGGACCCCAGCAGCACCUCCCCUCUCAUGGUGUCCCCACUGCCGGAGGAAGACAAGCUGAAUGCUUCCAACCUGCAGCCCACCCCUCCUCCCCUUCCCGUCCCUCUUGCCCGGCCUUCUAGCCUCUCCGUGCCCCAGAAUAGCCCCCGGCACCCCCCUCGUCUACGGCCAGCUCUGCAGCAGAGCUCCGGAGGAGCCUCCCCAGAGGAUGCCAGCGGGGGGCACGUCAACCUGGCCUUCUCCCAGAAACAGCCCCCAGAGGUGGACUGCAGGAACGGCAAGCCCACCAACCUCUGGAACCCCACCUAUGGAUCCUGGUAUCUGGACAAGCAGCGAGCACAGACCAAGGGUGAGGGAGGUGAGCGGAGGGCUGCUGGCGAUACCACGGAACAGGCUGCUCACCGACCUCCACCGGCCGUGCUCCUGGAACCCUCUACCCUCUCACAGGGAACCCCCGCUGUCCCCUUGUUCAGACUGCGACGCUUCCCCUGCGGGACCAUCAGCUACAGGUCCAAGGAGCGGGGUUUGCCCCCGGAUCCUCUGCCGCCACCACUGCAAAAAAUUGGUCCCGCCAGGACAGGCAGUGCAGGGAAGGGCCGUCCUUUGCUUGUUUCCAAGGUGACUGCCAUUCAGCUGGACCCACCUCGGCAGGAUCCCCCUCGACAAAGCAUCCCUCCCCGGGACUCCAGGCUUCCCCUGACGGAGGAUGUCAGUGCCACGGUACUCUAGUGUGAUCCCUGAAGUUAUUCCCUUCCUAAACUAAUUGCAACUUCUGCUGGUUCCCGAUGUUGCCAGGCAGCAAGCCACAGUGUCAGAUGUAUUUAACUGCUAUUCAGAUUCGUAAUGGCAGUUUUUUAAAGGGUUGUCAAUCCUUUGUGGAAUCAACCCCUGUGUAUGUGUGUGUGUGUGUUUUUUUGUUUUUUUUAAAGGUAAAAAUGUGUGAGAAAUAUGGAAAAGUCAUGCAGUAACAUUGUGGGUACCCAAUCUCAAACAAACAGUAAAGCUUUCAUAGUGCUUAGGGGUUCAUCAGAGACUCAGAUCAGGUUAAGCCCCUAUUUGAGUUGCAAAUGGCUGUAAUCUUUCAUGAUAAAUUCUGGUUUUAAAUAACAGGGUUUUGUAUUUCCCUAUCCAGUGUUUUUGUUGCUUUUCCGCCUUGCGCAGAUGUACUCCAUGUCUAUUCAAAAGACUGACAAUACCGAAUAAGGAAACCUCGCAUGUAGAAAGGCUACUCCAAGUAAUUUUGUGUGUCCUUGAUGUUGUGUAAAAGCUGUGUUCAAUUAGGGCUUGAACCCCCCCUUCCCAUAAAAACAGUGAUAAACACAGUCCAAGGCAUCCAGUACCCAAAUAUGAAAUUGAAAAGGGACAGGAUGGUCUCUGGAGCCAUUGGGUAUAAAGUUACAAGGGAGCAGGAUCAAAUCCUAGAUUCAUUGGUGUGUUACGUGGCUCAUACCCAUUGUGUAUGUUGUAUAUGAUUCUGUAUGUUUUACCUUAUUGUUCAUGUCUAUAGCAGGUCAUUUUCUGGUGUCUGUCUGGCUGACUGCAGAGUUCCUCUAACAAGACAAAAGCAUGCAAGUUCCUUUGAAGGGUUGCAUGCAAAAAUGCCCCUUCUGCAUUAACUACUCAUUCUAAUUCCUGGACAAACUGGAUGACUCCAUGCAUUCAACUUAUAAUAACUGUGUGGAAGACUAACUGUGUGGUACCUCUUUUUAUUUAUUGUAGUUCCACUGUGGAAUACUUCCAACUUUAAAUUACAGACUACGAAUUUAUUUUUUCCAAAUGACUUGAGCACUUAAAUGUUUGUUUGGUUGUAGUUUGUCCUGCUCUUGCGUAUUGUGCCAAGUACUCAGAUGAGGUCUUAAUGUAUUGCCUUUUUAAUCUAGGUAAAGGUAGUGGAUUUGAACUAGAUUCUCAAAGCUUUUUACACCAAAUUGUCAUUAGCACAACUUAUUCUGUACUGAAAAAACAAAAACAACCAAUUGUAAUAUUGCUUACAAUAACCAGCAUUAACGGGCUGAGUUUAUUUGUGGUUUGUUAACAGUCAUGGGUGUGUUUUUUACACUGGAAAACAUUUGUUAUAAAGAAUUGGAGUUCAAAAGCUUCAGUAAUUAUAACAAUGAUAAUAAUAAUAAUUAUCCGAUGAGUUACUCUGAAACACUAAUUUAUUAAUGUAGCUUCCCCAUCUUAUGCAGAAGAGCCAAACCUUUUUGCAGUUUACAGACUACCAAAAUCCAUAGCUUUCCAAUAUUUUAUCUAUUAUUUUAUUUCCCCUUUUAUUUUGCAAUAUAGCACAAAAUCCAUAACUUACCAGAAGCAGGAGACUAUUGGACAAAGUGCAGCAAGAGAAUGGGAGAAAACUAAAUGUUAAAAAACCGUUUGGAAAAGUGACUGUACUGGAAGAUAUAUACAGUUCCUGAGGCGCAACACUACCCUAGUUUUUUUUUUUUUUUGGAGCACACAUGACACGUUCUCUUAAUAACUGUUUGGUAGAACAAAGGGUCACAUGCAUCAUCACACAAUGGCCAACGUGAUCAUGAACAAACCCAAUAGUACAGCAUAUGUGCUCUACUGAACUUUCCAGUGCAAAAACCCAUCACAAAUAUACUGCCCUCAAUAUUUCCUUAUUUUUUUUAUUUGCUAGUCGGAUAGCAAAAGAACAAGUUAAUCUAGUCCAAAAGUCCCAUUUGCACAACUCUGCUCAGAUUCUCUGUGUAUUUUAUUUUAUUGUAAAGUGCCUUGGGUUGCUCGGUCAGUAAGCAGAGCCGUAGCAUUCUGAAUGGUUUUAACUUCCCUUUGAAAGAGUCUGCAUUGAAUAUGGACUAUGUAGAACACAGAGGGUUAAAAAUCACUCCACCUAUAAAAUUAUACACAGCGUUUUAUUCCCGAUGAAAUGUCUAAUUUCCAAAAGGGUUUGUUUAAAUGUGAAACAUCUGAAAAAAACAAUCAAAUACUAAGCCUGUCUUUUAUUAAUUCAGGUAUUUAUUGGUGUGCUUUAAAGGGUUUAUUAGAAUCACAUGCACAGCACUUUGUUAAAAGGUUUGUUUAAAAUGUAUAUUACAAAAAUGUUCUUGAUGUUCGUGUUUUUUGUUGGCCAAAUCUGUGAAUUUGUCUUUCUAGUUGAUAAACGUCGGUGGCCAUUUAAACUGCAGUUGUUGGUAUGAAGGCGGCAGUGGCCUCAGCAAUGUCCCGUUCCUGGCUCUUUCAUAGCACUGGUACGAGCAAGUAUGCUGUGAAAUGAACAGGAAUGGAAAACACGUUUAAACUGUGUGUCACUGCGGUUUACAGGGGGAUACUCUGGCAAGUAUAUAAUAUAGCAGCACUACAGCGAUGCAUGAUGCACUGCCUGGGUUAUUGGACAGUAAUAUUUAUAUUGUGUACAUAGCAAAAUGCCUAUUAAUAUUUAUGUUAUACCAAUGUUUUGUUUUGUUUUUUUUUGU
This is a messenger RNA of Polyodon spathula (Mississippi paddlefish), 6841 nucleotides long. RefSeq names its product ALK tyrosine kinase receptor-like. Lineage: Eukaryota; Metazoa; Chordata; Actinopteri; Acipenseriformes; Polyodontidae. The transcript has 25 exons. Gene Ontology annotation, biological process: regulation of cell population proliferation; multicellular organism development; regulation of neuron differentiation. The record is from RefSeq and is a predicted model, not a curated record. Gene Ontology annotation, cellular component: signaling receptor complex; membrane. Bases 150 to 4136 code for a protein of 1328 amino acids. Gene Ontology annotation, molecular function: ATP binding; protein binding; transmembrane receptor protein tyrosine kinase activity.